UGAACAAAGAAGCCAAAACUUAUUUCAUGGCUUUCCCAAAUUUGUCGAUUAUUUUCUUUCACUUAAUACUAAUUCCCAUUACCUUCUCCCAAACUCCUAAACCGCCUUUAUCAUCACCUGCAUUAUCAUCUUCACCAAUCUCCUUCUCCACCCGUGUGCACCAUAGACGUCGAUACAUCAACCGAGAACCAUCAAACAUUUCUACAUUCUCCCCCUCGAAAAUCUACUCGGAUGCGCGCGCACUCAACCUACGAGCACUUGCUAGUGAUGCCGGUGGGAAUAGGUCGCAACAACAGUAUUACACCUAUGCUCAAAACCGAGCUCAUAAUUGACACAGGAAGCAGCCUCACAUGGGUCCAAUCUCUUCCUUGUGAAUCCUGCUAUAAACAAGGAGAUCAAUUCCCUUACUAUAACCGCUUUGCUUCUGAAACCUAUGAAGCAGUCCGUUGUAUUGAUGUAAUGUGUAGAGGUCUCCCUCUCGCUAAUCACACCGAAUGUAGCGACUUAGCCUGGGACUCAAAGGAGCCUUGCUCAUAUAGUGUUCUAUAUGGUGAUGGAACUACAACAAGUGGUGUUAUUGGCACUGACAAGUUUUACUUUCAGGACCCAUAUGGGCUCGGAUAUCAGUCUGUCAUGUCUAUGCCUUUUGGGGUUGGAACAUCUAACCAUAUCCCUGACAGACUUACAUUAAGUACUCCAGGAGUUACAGGUCUCAUGCGUGGUUACGGAACCUUGCUAGAAAAACUAGCGGUGAAGAAAUUCUCUCAUUGCUUCCCCCGCGAUGAACACGAUACCGGAUCACUGAGCUUUGGCGAAAAGGCCAAGAUCAUUGGUGCCAAAGUUGACUUAAUUAAGUCCAGAUCCUACGUGGCUCGCUUAACAAAUGUGUAUGUCUCAGGUAAGUUUAUUUCAAUGGGAAUAAAUGAUGUCUUGCCAACUGAAAUGUUAUUCGACACAGGAAGUACUACGAGUAUGCUUGACCCGAAAAUAAUGGACGCGGUUGUGGAAGCCAUUAAAAGACCUCUUAUAAAAUUCCAACCUAAACAAGUUGAUGACUUUGAGCUUUGCUAUGACUUGAUAGAACUAUGUUCUAUUAACUUGGAUGAGGUUGCCAAGGUCACUUUCGAGUUCAAUUAUGCUACCGAUAUUGAUCUGCUUUCUUUAAAUCUUUGGAAAUCAAAUAGAAAGAAUAAUUCCACUUGUUUAGGAAUUCAUAGAGGACCUCCGGAUCUAAAUGUAUUUGGUAACAAUCUAAUGAGAGAUAUAAAUAUAGGAUAUACUCUAGAUGAAGAUGAUUUAGCUAUGUAUUUUCAUCGCCAGCAUUGUAAGAGGUGAAGUCUUUGAAGAGUGAAAUUGCAUUCUGAUGAAUAAUGGGGACUCAGGCAGGAAACAACCAUAUGAAAACCAAUUGUGCAAUACAUAAACUGACAUUGAUUCUGAUUUACA
This is a messenger RNA of Spinacia oleracea (spinach), 1446 nucleotides long. Its product is annotated as protein ASPARTIC PROTEASE IN GUARD CELL 1-like. Gene Ontology annotation, molecular function: aspartic-type endopeptidase activity. Gene Ontology annotation, cellular component: extracellular region. The transcript has 2 exons. The record is from RefSeq and is a predicted model, not a curated record. The coding region runs from base 232 to 1335 and encodes 367 amino acids. Gene Ontology annotation, biological process: proteolysis. Lineage: Eukaryota; Viridiplantae; Streptophyta; Magnoliopsida; Caryophyllales; Amaranthaceae.